Molecule: messenger RNA, 826 nt
Organism: Frankliniella occidentalis (western flower thrips)
Lineage: Eukaryota; Metazoa; Arthropoda; Insecta; Thysanoptera; Thripidae
Exons: 6
Coding region: 119-703 (194 amino acids)
Source: RefSeq, a predicted model, not a curated record
UUUAGGGUAACACGGUGUAAACAAGCAGACGCUGCCCGGCUGUUUUCGACAAUCCACAUAGUGACAAGACAUACGUUGUUGCAUUUUGAAUUAUUUUGUUCUCUGCUCGAAGUGCACCAUGUCCUCCAAAAAAUCAAGAAUAAAAACUCGAAAAUUGUCUGCACUCAACUGCCACACUGUAGCGAGCGAAGAAACCCCUCUUUUUCGAUUCCCACCAAAUAAAGAACUGUUUGACCUCCCAGCCUUGCUGUCAACCCCACAUCAAUCAACUCCAAAAUCCGCAAGGACUAGAGGGAGUCAGAGAACUCCUGUUCUUACUCCAGCAGGACAAUCCAGAGUUAUUGGAGUGUUUUUGGUCACUCCUGCUAGGACCCCAGCUCAUCCACUUGCUGUUCCGGUCACUCUCCUAUUGCCACCAACUCCACUAAGCUGUAGGGCCAAAGUGUUUGCAGCUUGGAGCAGUGGUAACACUCCCACUACACCUGCUGGAAUGAACAUCCCCUCUGGCUCAGGAGUCCAGAAGGCUGUACAGGCAUCCCCAGCUGUGCUAGACAACAAGAAGAUGUUGGAGUAUGUGACGAAUAAACAGGUCCAUACGCUCACCCUCCAGCCUUUAAAAUCAUCUUUGAAGGGCAAAAUUGACAAAGUUACUAGUCUGAAGCAAGAGGCUCUUGUUGCUGCUGUCUACUAUAAUUUAGAUUGAAAUGAUGCUUUUAUAUUUGUUUCUUUCAAAAAUUGACUUUGUUCUAUUUUCUUUAAUUUAAAAAUUGGCGUUUUUGUAAUUUUUUCAUUUAAAAAUUGACUUUGUUGUAUUUUUUUUCAUUUU